CCUCAAACUAAUGCAGUUUUUACUUUUUAUUUUCAUUGCAGCCUUCUCCAUGUUGUAAAUAUAUCUCUUAUAGGGCUGUUCGUGGAAUCAUACUGUUUACAACAAGAAUUCCUGGCUAUUAGGCAGAUGGGCCUCAUUUUGAAUAUGAGCAACCCGACAGCCCUUGUAUUCGGUUCAUUGGUUGUACCUACUCCAAGAAAAUUGGGUUAAGUCAUUAGUAUUGCAAUUAUACCGAAAUUUUCUUUUAUGUGCGAUUAUAUACAGAUUUUGACUAUUAUUUAUAUAAGUUUUACAUUGGAUUUAGUUUGCAAAUGAAUAAAAUCUAUAUUACUAGUUUAUGCUUUUCAGCAUGUCUGACUGGACAAAUGUACAAUCUAUCUACUUAGUUUGAAACAAGUACUUUUUAAUAAGUUGAAGUGCUUUCAAAACAUGAAACACUCAAUGCCUUGGACGUUUCUUUUGGUUGCCAAGGGCCACUUGGCAACUGGCAAGUGGGGUGCGAACGGCCGAGUUAAAAAAAGAGCAGCCCUUGACCUUGACAGGCUUAAGCUUCUUAAAACUAAUGAAGGCCACCAAUAUUAACUGACACCUAACGUUCAAAAAAACUUGCCAUUCAAUUCCCCGCCAAUCACAAAGGAAACGGUUAGUUGUGACAUCCCCGAAACCUACCAGUCUUCUCUACUAUGUCUUGUCUCCCCUCUGAUCCAUUGCAUUUUGCUGCAUUUUGCUCUCUUUCUGGUUAUCCAAGGAGCAACCAUGUACAGGCCAGGGAUCUUACCUGAUUCCAACCAUGUUCAACAUCAACGGUGGCAAGAGACUUGCGCACGAUUGCUAGCUCCUCUGACUUUAUGGAUAUGUGUGUCAGUAAGCCUCCGAUAUGGCUACUAUGGGGAUUACCGUAUGGUGCUUGGACCAAACUCUUCUCGAUUGAUGAAGGCUAGUUCUUUUUUUGUGGAACAUGUUGAAGCAAGAGAUGAAAAUGGGAAAGGGGCUCUUCUUUAUGGGUUCUCCGAGAAGCCAGAAUUAAGCAAGGAAGCAAAUUGGAGCGCUUCAAAUUAUUUGAUUGUUGGGUCAUAUGGUCACAAGGGAUACUCUUUGUGGUUAAACAAGGGUUCUAGGAUCUGCAUAAGAUGGGCAACUCAAACCAGUAGACUAGACAAAAUUGAAGUGAUUAUGAUAAAAGGGGAAAUGAAACGACAAACAUUGCUGCCCAAACUGACGGUGUCCUUUGAUGCCCAUUUCCUGAAUGAACCAGUGAUCGGUAAAGAAGCAGAAUACACCAUUGAGGAAGAUGACAAGUAUUAUCUAGGUGUGAUUAACUCGAAUCAUAGAAGCAUAAUAAUAAAUUUUGGUUUAAAUGUUACAUCGAAGGUGUAUGAUGUAACAAAAGCCAGCAACACGUGUUCAACACUAAAUGGAUCAUGCCGGCUCAAACUUCUGUUUCCUGACACUCAGUAUGUUAUAGUUUCAACACCGGACAAUGGUGAUAUUGCUGGAUGGUACAUUGAGCUAUCUUUUGUAGCUCGAGUUAUUACUUACAUUGCAAUUUUAGGUUUUUUCAUCAUUAUCGUUUUACUGUUGCUGAAAUACCUUGGGGCAUGUGAUAGUGAGACAACGGUAGCUGAUACAGCAUCUCGGGAAAUACCCUGGAGAACCGAGACUGACCCUAUAUUGCCAGAGAAGCCGGUUGGGCUGACCUAUGGAACAACAGCAGAGGAAGACGAUGACGCUGAGACAGGAUCAUCUAGUAGCUCUUCAGAGGAUUUAUAUGAUGCAAAAUUAUGUGUAAUAUGCUAUGAUGAUCAACGAAACUGCUUCUUCGUUCCUUGUGGACACUGUGCCACUUGCUUUGAUUGUGCUCAAAGGAUUAUGGAGGAGGAUAACAAGAUGUGUCCAAUAUGUCGAAGACUCAUUCACAAAGUAAGAAGAUUGUUUAGUCCCUAGGAGCUAAUGAAAUGGGAUUGUAAUUUCAUGUUAGCAUUGUCAAUUUGGCGAGUGGUGGAGGAUUGCCUAUGAAAGUUCAUUUUUCUCAAUCGGCCUUGAUGCUAAUAGUAACCCAGAAAGUUCAUUUUUCUCAACCAAGCAGCAUGGAAUGCUUGGUUUUAGUGGUUUGUAUUUGUUUUGUCCCAGCAAGCUAGUGUCCUUUCUCAUAUCUUUAUCACUUGGGAAAAUGGGCAUAGUCUUUCUUGUGUUGGCUAAAUGAAUAUAAUGUUCUUGUGGCAUCAUUCUUCAUUCUUAUAUAUUUGUU
Messenger RNA from Durio zibethinus, 2248 nucleotides. RefSeq names its product E3 ubiquitin-protein ligase APD2-like. Gene Ontology annotation, biological process: protein ubiquitination; cell cycle. The record is from RefSeq and is a predicted model, not a curated record. Gene Ontology annotation, molecular function: ubiquitin protein ligase activity. Lineage: Eukaryota; Viridiplantae; Streptophyta; Magnoliopsida; Malvales; Malvaceae.